Limulus polyphemus (Atlantic horseshoe crab) is the source of this 879-nucleotide messenger RNA. RefSeq names its product slowpoke-binding protein-like (gene Slob). The annotation marks the transcript as partial. The transcript is spliced from 7 exons. Lineage: Eukaryota; Metazoa; Arthropoda; Merostomata; Xiphosura; Limulidae. The record is from RefSeq and is a predicted model, not a curated record.
AAAAGGAAAGCUCAUUAUGAGUAUACAUCUCUGGAAGAUGAAGACAGGAUGGAAAUGGACCAGAAACGACAGAGGGAAGUAAACAGAAAUUUGGCUCUCAUAAACUGUCAGUACUACUUGCGUGGGUCAUCACGUUAUAUUUUUCAACAUCAUCUGAAUGACAUAGGAAGUCGGCUUGAGAAACAUUGGUUUUUGAUACAGGAUACAACGACAAAAACAGAACGACUUCUAACAAUGGCUCCCAUCAAUGCCAACUGUCUCGUAAACUGUAAUGCUGCUACUCAGUGGGCAUUCUUAGAAAUUUUCUUGGCUUUCCAGCAUCCUUACAUUUAUCCUAUCUUGGACAUUACUUUCAUAACUUUGGCAGACCGACAGUAUGUUGUUACAGUGAUGCCUUUCAAUGAGAAAGGUUCUCUUAAAGAUCUUUUAUAUCGUAGUCACUGCCAGGACAAUUGGUCUGAGAAGUAUAAUACUUCUGGACAUGGACUUGAUGAACUACAAGUUAAACAACUAGGUCGUGAGAUUUUAGAAGGGAUUAUGUUUCUUGAAGAUCAAGGAUUUCCACCGUUUGAUCAUCUGCAUUCAGCAAAUGUUAUUAUUCAAAAUGGAGUGGCAAGAAUCAGUGGUCUCGAGGGUACAUUACUUGGAGUUACUCCUCAAAUUUAUCCAGUAAUAAAAAAAUGUCUACGGUACAGUUGGGAAAGCAUUGUCCCCAUAACAUUUGGCCACCUGUUGUUUGAAAUGACUUCUGGGUAUACACUUUCUACUGCUCAUCCUUCAGAGAAAAACUACAGCGACAUUUCCUGUUGUCCUCAAGUUAUAAAGGUCUUAAAGUUUAUAUUUGAGCAGGAACAGUACAGAUAUCCCAGUAUACAAGAG